CUAUGGGACCUGCAUGCUGGUAAACAACUGUCUGAAUUAACUGGCCACGUUGGUUCCGUGACUGGCUUGGCUUUCCAUCCCACAGUUCUUCUGCUCGCUACCGUUGCAUCCGAUCGUACUGUGCGUAUCUUUGAUCUUGAAACAUUUACCCAAGUGGCUGUGAGUGGUAUUGAGCUGGCGGCCAGCACAGUCAGGAGAAUUGUAUUUCAUCCGGACGGAAUCUGUCUUUAUGCCGCCACACCUGAUUACUUAAAGGUUUUUGCUCUACAAACAUAA
This is a messenger RNA of Protopolystoma xenopodis, 276 nucleotides long. NCBI's taxonomy places the organism in Eukaryota, Metazoa, Platyhelminthes, Monogenea, Polystomatidea, Polystomatidae. The record is from the annotation of a GenBank genome assembly.